Molecule: messenger RNA, 808 nt
Organism: Humulus lupulus (European hop)
Lineage: Eukaryota; Viridiplantae; Streptophyta; Magnoliopsida; Rosales; Cannabaceae
Product: glutaredoxin-C4
Exons: 4
Coding region: 131-529 (132 amino acids)
Biological process (GO): cellular response to oxidative stress
Cellular component (GO): cytoplasm
Molecular function (GO): glutathione disulfide oxidoreductase activity
Source: RefSeq, a predicted model, not a curated record
AACGCUAUUUACCAAAGAAAGAUAAAAAGGGAACUGAACUUUUAUUUUUUUGACCAGAAAGCGAACGUUUAAAGUGGGGAGCAGCUAGAUCAGGAAGGGCGAUUUCGAUUAGAGUAAGAAGAUAGCAGGAAUGGCGAUGAGAAGAAGCAUCAUUUCCCUUUCAGCAGUUGCAUUCACUUUAAUGGCUGCCUCUCUAUGCUCUGCUGCAUCUGAAAAAGCAUUCAUCAAAAAAACUAUUUCUUCCCACCACAUUGUCAUCUUCUCCAAGUCCUAUUGCCCAUACUGUAGAAGGGCAAAAGCUGUUUUCAAAGAGUUGAAGCAAGUGCCAUAUGUUGUUGAGCUCGAUGCGAGAGAUGAUGGCAGAAAUAUUCAAGAUGCUCUGGGUGAGAUUGUUGGGAGGAGGACUGUGCCACAAGUAUUUAUAAAUGGAAAACAUAUUGGGGGAUCAGAUGAUACUGUGGAUGCAUACGAAAGUGGAGAACUUGCUAAACUUCUAGGCAUCGCAGCUACGCAUAAAGAUGAUCUUUAAUCGACGUGGAACGGAAUUUUCAUUUGGUGUUUAAUGGAAUUUUAUCCUUAGCUAAAAUGUAGUGAUGAAGUUUAAAUUUAAAAUUUUUAAUAUAUGUAGUUAAUUAUAAUACCGAAUGAAUAGGAGGAAGAUUUUAAUAUUUUUAAAGAUUUUAUUUUUAAAUGCAUUUAAAAUUUGGGAAAUUCUGGCGUCCCGCAUAGGACUAAGUCCUUUAUGUGGGGCUCAGAAAUUUGCCAAGUGUCAAAUGUACAUUGGUAUUAAAAUGUUGACUUUUGAGUA